AUGGUUCAAGUUGCACCGGUUGGUGUGGGAGCAGGAAGUGGUCAGAGUCGUCCUGCAUCAGAUCCAAAAACAGGAUGGUUCGUCUAUAUGUUGGCAUUUUCAGCAGUUAUAGGAGGAUUUCUAUUUGGAUAUGAUACUGGAAUCGUAUCAGCUGCAAUGCUUUAUGUUCCAAAUGCAUCUGGAAUCAAGCCGUUAGAUUCUGUAUGGCAAGAAAUAAUAGUCAGUGUGACACCUGGAGUAGCUGCAAUCGGGUCAUUAUGUUCGGGUCCGGGAUCUGAUUUUUUGGGAAGAAAGAAGAUAAUUAUCGGAGCAAGUGUAACAUUUACUAUUGGAGCAAUCAUUUGUGCAGCUGCAUGGACGAAAAUUGUUCUUUUAAUUGGAAGAAUUUUAUUGGGUCUUGCCAUUGGAUUUGCUUCUAUGAUCGUUCCAAUUUAUGUAUCAGAAGCAUCACCAUCUCAUAUUCGCGGAAAGUUGGUAACAGGAUUUCAGUUGAUGAUUACAGUAGGAUUGGUUAUUGCAAACAUUAUUGGAGGAGCUUUCAGUUAUGUUGACCCAGAUCAAGUUGGAUGGAGAUUGAUGUUUGCAUUUGCGGCAGUUCCAGCCAUUAUUCAAUUCGUUUGUUUCCUUUUUCUUCCAGAGUCCCCACGUUGGCUUUAUGAGCACGGUAGAACUGUGGAGGCGCGUGAAGUGUUGACAAGAAUCUAUAAUGGACAUACUGAAUGGGUAGAUUAUGAAAUGAACGAGAUCAGUUUUUCGUAUGAAGAGGAGAUCAGAGCAAAGGCUGAACAUGCAGGAAAUGGACCAACCAUCUUCAGAAUUCUGAAAACUCCACAUGUUAGAAAAGCGUUGAUAAUUGGAUCUUGUCUUCAAAUGUUCCAGCAGCUGUCUGGAAUUAAUACUGUUAUGUACUAUACUGGUAAUAUCAUCAGAAGUGCGGGAGUUAAAGACAAUCACACAACUAUUUGGAUUUCUGUGGGAACUUCUGCCAUCAACUUCAUCGGAACAUUCAUCCCAAUCGCUUUAGUUGAACGUGUUGGUCGACGAGUUCUUCUUCUCGUUUCUAUGGUCGGCGUCAUUCUUUUCUUGAUUGCAAUGGGUGUAUCUUUCCUCCUGAUCAAUAAUGACUCUUCAUUGACAUAUCCACAGGCUAAUUACACCGGUUCACCAAACUACAACCCAUCUGUGAAAGAUGCAAUCAAGUGUAUGAAAUACAGUAACUGUGACUUCUGUGUCACUGACGAAUACUGCGGAUUCUGUGAAGAUAAGGCUACCAAACAAGGUUACUGUCUACCAUUCCCAACAGAUGACUCAAGUCACUUCUCUGCAACUGGUAUCUGUCAGUUCUCGAACUUGACUGGAAACGGAAAAACAUAUGAAUGGGAAGACACUUAUUGUCAUACAAAGUUCACAGUCCUUCCGAUUAUAAUCAUGGUUUUCUAUCUACUAUCUUUCUCAGCUGGUUAUGCACCUCUUCCAUGGGUUCUGAACGCUGAGUUCUAUCCGUUGUGGGCGAGAAGUACUGCUGUUUCCAUUUCAACUGCAUUUAACUGGAUAUUCAAUCUGAUAGUUUCUCUUACAUUUUUGUCUCUUUCACAAGCUGCCACUAAAUAUGGAACAUUCUUCAUUUAUUGCGGAUGUACUAUUGUUGCACUGAUAUUCGUGUUCUUCUUCGUUCCCGAAACCAAAGGAUAUUCGAUUGAUGAAGUUGAAAUGCUUUUCAUGACAAAGGAAGAACGAGAGAAGGCACAAAAAGUUUUGGAAGAGAGCAAAGAAGGGAAACAUCGUAAUUCAGUAGCUCUCUCAUUUGAUACUAAAUUUUAA
This is a messenger RNA of Caenorhabditis remanei, 1821 nucleotides long. RefSeq lists its product as uncharacterized. Gene Ontology annotation, molecular function: myo-inositol:proton symporter activity. The record is from RefSeq and is a predicted model, not a curated record. Gene Ontology annotation, cellular component: membrane. The coding region runs from base 1 to 1821 and encodes 606 amino acids. NCBI's taxonomy places the organism in Eukaryota, Metazoa, Nematoda, Chromadorea, Rhabditida, Rhabditidae. Gene Ontology annotation, biological process: transmembrane transport. The transcript is spliced from 11 exons.